GAAAGAGAAGCAGGUGCGUCUUGUGAAAGAAAAAGUAACCUAUAAGGCCUACUAUCCUUACAAAUUCGACAAAGGUUUAAACAACAACUGGAUGCGCAAGAGAUGCCCAUUAUUCAACCACUAUUGAAGAAAAAAUGAAGUUGAAUAAAAAAUAAGUGCGCCUUUAUUGUUAUCGGUGCGUCAUUGAUAGAAAGUGGACCUGGUCGAGUUGCGCAUAAUCAAAGACCGGGAAAAAGAUAGAAAUAAUGGGGAUAAUUAUGAUGACAUUAUCAUCAUGUAAUCAGUGAGGUGUUGUCAUCACCCUUUUUAGUCUUUCACAGCGCUCAGAGGAACUAUAAAGCAUAUAUCCUAUAUCAAACAGCCGAAAGACAAAGGAAUAUGUUUUUUUCUUCCUGCAAUUGAACUGAUUUGAUGUUUGUGGCUGAAGUCUUCUCGGACCCAUCCUUUAUCUGUUGACGAUGACAGCUCAGUGCGGGACUCGUUUCUGCAUCUAGUCCUUUUGGACAGAUGGAAGCUGAAGAGCGCAGAUUGUUGGGCGACUUUUUACAUCUUCAAACUGUCUCUAAUGCGUGAUAUGGUUAUACUACGAAUGUGAAUGAAUAGCAACUUUUUAAAAGGCAUUUCAUCCGCUCAAGUAUCAUUCCAUGCGUCUCUGCGCCCUGGUGCCCUUCAUUGCGCUGGUGAGAUUCGGGGAGUGUUCCGAUUUCAUGUUAGACUACAAUUAAGGACGUUUUACUUCAGUGAAUUUCAUUUACAUAGAACAUGGUCUAUGGAUUGCCUGAAGGAUUGUUACUGCUGGAAGGACUACGUUUGGAUGACACAUUUUUCUAGCAUUUGUUCAAGCAAUUAAUAAUUUAUUUCCCCCAGAAGAAUAACUAUCCAAGCAUCAGCGGUGUGUGUGUUAGUUAAUAGAUAUUUAGGAAUUUAAUUGACUGAUUGAAUGAGAUUAAUGUAAUUAUUUAUUUUAAUAUCCAAUAAAGAUUUCGUGGAUCUGUCCACACCUAAAUGUUGAAAAGAGACAUGAAAAGAGGAAGUGCGUGACUGGAGGAGUAAAAUGAUAUUUUCAACUGGCAAAGUUGCUAUUCUCCGUUACGCCUUGGACAAAGCGGCACAAGCUUUUCUUCUCUCUCUCAUUUUAAUUCAAUCGUGCGUAAAGUUCUAAGUGGACGCCUCUUGAGCCCAACAGCCAUGUCUCUCUUUUUGCGUCAGAGACCCUCCAUUUACUGCACUCUCACUGGACAACAAGUCUUCCUCAAGGGAUUAAGCUAGCAGAUAACAGAAACCUAUCUCUUUUUUCGCCUUCACUCACUCUAAACAGAAUUCACGGUCCCUGUGAGUUUUGGAUUUUUCUCCAAUCUACUUCCGCUGGCAUCACCAUGGCCAUGGCCCCAGAUAUGACAUGCCUGUCAGGGCCAGGGGUGAAUGGGGUUACCGACCUGAACAUCAGUAUCACCUCCGGCCCCACCCCCUGCAACCAGACGGUGCUGCGAAACCUACCCUAUUCCCCAGAGGCCACUGCGUUGUUCGCCACCGCGAUCACCCUCAUGAUGAUCCUCACCAUCGUGGGCAACAUCCUGGUCAUCAUCGCCGUGCUGACCUCGCGCUCGCUCCACGGCCCGCAGAACCUCUUCCUGGUCUCGCUGGCCGCAGCCGACAUCCUAGUAGCUACCCUCAUCAUCCCCUUCUCGCUGGCCAAUGAGCUUCAGGGAUACUGGGCGUUCCGCUCACUGUGGUGUGAGAUCUACCUGGCGUUGGACGUCCUCUUCUGCACGUCCUCCAUUGCUCACCUGUGUGCCAUCUCAUUGGACCGCUACCUGUCCAUCUCCCGGCCCGUGUCCUAUGGUGCCCAACGGACCCCCGCACGCAUCAAGGCGGCCAUUGUGGUCGUCUGGCUUCUCUCGGCCGCCAUCUCCUUCCCUCCCCUCCUCUCCCUGGAUAAGAGCGAGGGAGGGGUGGAGGUGUGUGAGCUGAACAACGAGCGUUGGUAUAUUCUCUACUCCACCAUCGGUUCGUUCUUCGCCCCAUGUCUCAUCAUGAUCGGGGUCUACAUCAGGAUCUACCAGAUCGCCAAGCAACACACAAGAUGUCCGCCAGGGGAGAAACCCAACCCUAAAAAAACUCCCGGCAACGCGUCUAGCAACACUCCUAGCAACCCCACAGCCCACGCACCUGGACCUGUGAUCACCCCCCAACCCAAGCCUCUUAGCCAACCACAGCACAACAGAGGGGAGGGAGGGAAAGCAGACGGACAAUCUACGGAUGCCAUGCCUUCGAAGAGUCUCCCUGUCUCCUCCCCCUCGUCUCCUCCUCCCCAAAGUGAGACCCAGGCCAGGACCCCCACUGACCCACAGAGUCAACCACAACCCCAGACCCAGCCUUCUUUACCAACCCCUGUCCCCACCUCACCCCAGCCUCCCUCACCCACCAUAGCUCUCUCCCCCACACUCCCCCUUCCAGACAGCCAACUUGAGGAGACCCACAGACAGGGUGAGAGACAGGAGGAGAGACAGAGAAACACCACCAAUGAUGACAGCUUCAGCUCUGGGUCCGAGGCAGAGGCAGAGACGAGGGGAAGAGGAAAGGGAGGGAGAGGGGGAGGGAACGGGACAGUUAAGAAUAAUGGAGAGUCAAAGUCUGGGGGUGCAGGGUUAAAAAUUCAACCUCUCUCUUCUCUGACCUCUCACAAGUUCAAAAAGAUUGUUGCCACACCCACCAGCACAGCGCUGGCCUCUGAUAGGCCAGGGAAGCCCCAGGCCACGCCAAUGUCUCGGCGCAAGGCCAUGGUGAACCGAGAGAAGCGCUUCACUUUUGUGUUGGCUGUGGUAAUCGGGGUGUUUGUCAUCUGUUGGUUCCCUUUCUUCUUCUCCUACUCGCUGCAGGCCAUCUGUCCUGAGACCUGCUCUCUCCCUGAUCCCCUCUUCAAGUUCUUCUUCUGGAUUGGCUACUGCAACUCCUGUCUGAACCCUGUCAUAUACACCAUCUUCAACCAGGACUUCAGGAAGGCCUUCAAGAAGAUCCUCUGUAGGGACACCAAGGGGACAAAUUUCUAGAGUGGAUACUGUGUAGGGACACCAAAGAGAAUAACUUCUAGAGUGAAUAAACUGUAAGGAUAGCUUUUAGCUUUCCUGUGUAAGGAACCACAUACAAACUGCUGAGUCUGUCCUUUGUUGAACAUUCUGUUAGAUCAGAUAACAAAAUGCUAAACUAUGGAAUUCUGGAAUAGAUCAAGAUGCUCUGAUGUUCACAUUGGGGGGUAGUGGGAGAAGAGGGAGGGAGGGACGCAAUCUACCUGAAAGAAAGAAAACAUCAUUACAGCUUAUUUAGUGAUCGGAACAAAACAGGGCCAUCAGUCAUGAGGACAUGUUGCUCAAAUGACAGUAGAGCACUGCUCGUGUUGUUCCUCUCUAUAAGGAAACCAAGGCUGCUCUCUGAUGAAUAAUUUGGCUGGCUGUAAAACUGGACUCCCACAGCCAUUACCUCUAGCCUUGUGACUGGCCACUAUGAACUACAAGGACACAGUGUUGGGAGAAUGUUCUAAGACUUUCCCAGGUACUGUCCACUGCAAGGACACAGAUUGGGCAGGAGAAUGUGCGGUAGAAUGUGUGCAGUAGAAUGUGUUCCUAGAGAUCUCUAUGUUCUAGAACUUGUAGUGUGUGAAGGCAGUUUGUCCAGCUGUCCAAGGACAGACAGACAAAGAAUAUUACAUCCUUUACACCAGGGUUUCUGAAAAUCGGUCAUCGGGACCCCAAGGGGUGCAUGUUUUGGUUUUUGCCCCAGCA
Coregonus clupeaformis (lake whitefish) is the source of this 3779-nucleotide messenger RNA. RefSeq names its product alpha-2B adrenergic receptor. Bases 1377 to 3050 code for a protein of 557 amino acids. NCBI's taxonomy places the organism in Eukaryota, Metazoa, Chordata, Actinopteri, Salmoniformes, Salmonidae. The transcript has a single exon. Gene Ontology annotation, molecular function: alpha2-adrenergic receptor activity. Gene Ontology annotation, biological process: platelet activation; regulation of vasoconstriction; adenylate cyclase-activating adrenergic receptor signaling pathway. Gene Ontology annotation, cellular component: membrane. The record is from RefSeq and is a predicted model, not a curated record.